AUGGCUGCUAGAGGAUCUGGUUCGGCGCGAAGAGCACUAGCAAAAAAAUUUGUACCUUCAUUAAUGACAACGCUUACUUAUCAUGGACAAACUAUUGAAGCCACUACUCAACAAUUUGAUAUUCUUCGUGUACUUGGACGUGGAUGUUAUGGAACAGUACUGGCUGUAACAAUUGAAGGACAUCCAGAUGUUCAAAUGGCUGUUAAAAAAAUAGCACUUGAAACACAAGAAGAACGUCGAGCAUCCACAUAUACAGAUUUAACAACAAUUCAAAAUGUUGGUUCACAAAAUUAUCCAUAUAUUAUUUCUUAUUAUGGAGCAGUUAUCGAUAAAGAAGCUAGUGAGUUACUUAUUUGUGUAGAAUUAAUGGACGCAUCAAUGGAUAGAUUUUAUCAAACAAUGCAUUCACUUAAUAAUGUUUCAUAUACAGAUCUUGAUCAUGUAUUAUGUCGUUUAACUCAUAAUAUAACAUCAGCCCUCCAUUUUCUUAAAACUCGUCGAAUCUUACAUCGUGAUGUUAAACCUCAAAAUAUGCUUGUUAAUAAACAAUCAGUCUUUAAAUUAUGUGAUUUUGGUAUUAGUCGUCAAAUGCGUGUAUCACAAUCAAUAGCUGUUGGUGCCGUUCAAGGUACUGAAGCAUAUUUACCACCUGAAUUGAUUGGUGAUGGUAGUCAACCAUAUGGUAUUCGUGCUGAUAUGUGGGCACUAGGAUUAAGUUUAUUUGAAAUCGUUGCUGGAAAACAACCAUUUGCAAAUAUGAAUUCAUUUCAAACGAUGAAAACAAUUCAAGCAUGGACUCCAACAAUACCAGCAAAUCCAAAAAUUUCAAAUGAUAUGAAACAUCUUAUUACACAAUUACUUAAAAAAACUGUCGAAGAACGACCAAAGACUUAUCUUGAAAUACUUGAAGUAUCAUCAAUAGAAAGUGUUAGUACAAAUCCAUCUAAUGAAGAAAUAACAUUUGUAACUCAUAUUCUUGAUAAUAUCCCUCCAUUAAAUGAAUAA
This is a messenger RNA of Rotaria sp. Silwood2, 1005 nucleotides long. The record is from the annotation of a GenBank genome assembly. NCBI's taxonomy places the organism in Eukaryota, Metazoa, Rotifera, Eurotatoria, Philodinida, Philodinidae.